Messenger RNA from Acaromyces ingoldii, 521 nucleotides. RefSeq lists its product as hypothetical. Lineage: Eukaryota; Fungi; Basidiomycota; Exobasidiomycetes; Exobasidiales; Cryptobasidiaceae. The coding region runs from base 82 to 420 and encodes 112 amino acids. The transcript has a single exon. The record is from RefSeq and is a predicted model, not a curated record.
ACAUCUUCCUGUGCAUGAUUUUAGGUUCGUCAAGACAAAUUUCGUCAUGACGAAUCCUGGUCUCUCGCAUCACACCCCGAAAUGGCGGCGGACUUCCUUCGUGGAGGCCAGGGCCACCUGGUUCAGCUUCGCCCUUUGAUGAUGAUGAGCCGCAGUCGCAACACUUGCCGCGCCCCUGAGCGGAGUUGUUCAGACUCCCGGGAAACCAAAAGUCAGGACAGGUGCCUUGGCAACGGGGCCUCUCUUCAUUCCCUCUCUUUCGACCCUCCUCUAGACGAGAGAGCAAGCGACCACCAUGGCGAAAGGUUUUACCGUUCUUUUCAGCAUCAUCGUCGUUCUGGUCUGGCAUUUUUCCUUUGUCAGUAUGUAAAUGCUCACGAAGUGACCGCGCGACAUUCAUUGACGCUUGGAGAUACAUAGACCCCGCUCGCGCAUGCAGAAGAAUACUAUAAGGAGACGUAUGAUGACAGCAUUAACUUUCCACUCAAGCGUCGUCAAGAUAUCGAUAGGAAUCAUCUUCU